Messenger RNA from Polypterus senegalus (gray bichir), 2314 nucleotides. RefSeq names its product tnfrsf1a-associated via death domain (gene tradd). The record is from RefSeq and is a predicted model, not a curated record. Gene Ontology annotation, cellular component: tumor necrosis factor receptor superfamily complex. Lineage: Eukaryota; Metazoa; Chordata; Cladistia; Polypteriformes; Polypteridae. Gene Ontology annotation, biological process: extrinsic apoptotic signaling pathway; positive regulation of canonical NF-kappaB signal transduction. The transcript has 6 exons. Bases 226 to 1086 code for a protein of 286 amino acids. Gene Ontology annotation, molecular function: transmembrane receptor protein tyrosine kinase adaptor activity.
UUACGCAGAAGCAGAUCGAACGUCGCCUGGGUUGGCGGCUCGAGACACCAGGGGGCGGAGCGCGUGCAUGCCCGCCAGCCAGCGCCGGUUACGUGACGCAACCCAGUCGCGCGCACCCGAGGCGGAAGGAGAAGCGAGUGAAACUAUUCAAAGGGGCCAUGUGGAUUUAACAAAGCAGAUGGAGCUAUAGAUUGACAAGGACGUGAUGCCUAAGGAAUAGAUAAAAUGCAGGCGCAGUACUCAACACCUGCAUCUGGGACCUUUUCUGGAAGUGUCUUGUUGUUCAUUCGUUCAAAGUCGAAUGUGGUGAAUCUUUCUGCCCUAUAUAAUAACCCAGAUGAGAAAGACAAGGUGUUCAAAACUCUUAAGAUAGCACUUGUAGAUGCAGCUGGUGGCAUUGAUGGUUUCGAGAUAUUGAAAAUCAUUGCAGAUGACUUAGAAAUAAUACUUCAUAUCAAGUUCAUAAAGGAAAAGAGCUGCAGGAACUUUCUAGACAGCUACAGAAGUAAAGGUCUCCAGCAGUCACUGAUUCAUCAUGCAAAAGUUCUUGUGCCUUCUGAAGAUCCACAAUUUGAGACUCAGUUGAAAACAUACAGUAAAAUCCUGGAUGACUUCAUUGCAGAGCAGGACAAAUGUGUACAUAACAUCAUGGAGGCACAGCCAAAUAGAUUGAGAGAUGAUGAGAUUGAAGAGUUGGAAACCAGACUAAAGAAAGCUACAUUGAAUAGCAGGGAGCCUCCACCUCCAGCGCGGACACCUUGCUCUACUUUCUUGUUUCAGGACAAACAUUUUGACGACAGAAAACUAACUGGGGAAGAUCAACAAACAUUUGCUAAAAAAAUUGGUAAAAACUGGAAGAAAGUCGGACGCUGCUUACAGAAGACUUGCCGUGCUCUGCAGGAUCCAGCCAUUGACAACCUUGCAUAUGAAUAUGAGAGGGAUGGCCUGUAUGAGCAAGCUUACCAGAUGCUGGGGAAAUUUAUGCAGGCAGAGGGGAAGAAAGCUACUUUGAGCAGAUUAAUAUCAGCUUUGGAAGAGACUGAACUGACAGGUGUGGCAGAACUAAUGCUUGGCAUCCAUCAUUAAAAUGGAGUAACUCAGUUCAUAUUGAUAUCAAUAAGAGGUUGUUUAUAAUUAUAGCUGUUUUGUGAAGUUAUUUUAAAACAAUACCAAACAAUAGAGUGUUCUUUUUUUUAAAUGAGGGAAAAAAGAAAAAUACUUGGAUAUAUGUAAGGCUGUUUACAAAACAGACUGUUCAGGAUGUCUGGGAAAUUGUCAUUGGUUAAUGGCAUAAAUGCUGUAAAGUAAUACUUUUUAUGGACUUACCAGGUUUAUAAUUGAAAAUAGCAAAACUUUUUACCAUGUUCUUUCUAUAGUAAUCAUGGUCCCACUUCUGAUUAAUGUUUCUCUUUGCAUUUCAAUUGUUUAUUUUAUCAUGAAUUAUAAAAAACUGCAUGGGCAACAGUACUGUUAAUAUUAUGUUGCCAUGAUGACCUGGUAUUUGAUUUUAGUGUUGUACUUACUGAAAAUAUAAUCAUGUAAACUUCAUUUGUUAAUUUUUUUAUUGCUGUUGUAUUAGGCAGAGUGAGUCUACUGUUGUACUGACUGAACAUGCAGACAGGUAAACUUGACUUGUUCAGUGUUUUUAUUGUUUGCUCUACGUAUCAUACUGAGGCAACAUGGAAGGGUCCAUGCUAGAAUUAUGGGAGCCGCAACCUACCUCUGGAGUCUUUGGCGGUCUUCUCCUUCCAAAUGCAGAAGGAAACACAUGGCUACAGUAUGUUCACAUGACAAUCUUUACAGAAUUAUUUGUUCCUUGUAAUGUAAUAUAUGUAUUUUUAUGGGAGAGGUUGGUCAGAUAAAAUAUUUGUUAAGUUUGUGGUGGGUCAUAGUGUCUCUGUUGGCUUUUUCAUUCUAAUCUAAAGAGUAUGAAUAUUUUUUCGGAAGACAAAGUACCAAGCAGUACCCAAGUUAGUCGAGAUAUUCUGUGUCCUAGAGGUUUUCACCAAUUUUCCCAAGAAUACAUUUAUUAGCAGCUUCUCUUUCUUACUACUUUUGAUUCUGUAAAGUUGAUAUUAUAUUUUAAAGGUAAUAAUGUAUUUUUGCCAUGUUGAAUUGUAUUGAGGGUGCUACUGUAUGUGCUUUGACAAAUGCAGGUGUUUUUUAAUAAAACUUUAAUUUUUUUCAGUACGGUUUAUUGGUACCAAAAAUACUAUUAGACUGACAGUCUUGUUUGUCAUAAGUUUACUUUGAAAAUGUUUUUGGGAACAUUGUUUUAUGUAGUAAUAAAAAAGUCUGCAACCUCUGUGCACAA